Molecule: messenger RNA, 1632 nt
Organism: Colletotrichum aenigma
Lineage: Eukaryota; Fungi; Ascomycota; Sordariomycetes; Glomerellales; Glomerellaceae
Exons: 4
Coding region: 1-1632 (543 amino acids)
Source: RefSeq, a predicted model, not a curated record
AUGGGUUUGGUGAACAACAUCAACAACUUUUUGGACUCCUACCGUCCGAGCCCAACACCUGAUCUGCGCACACCCGGUGUCCAGCGGGGCAUGGGUUCCGUCGGGAAUGUAGAGGAGCCAUCAGAUACAUACUUCCGGGACGCAAUCUGGUCUUAUGAAGAGUAUGACAGCUCUUCAGGUGGCUCUUUUCCAAGCAGCCAGGAAGCAAACAUGCUCUUCACCUAUGCUCGUUCGGAGAGCUCCCAGCUAACCACGGACAACUCUUCCAUCCACACACCACCACCGCCGGAUGAUGUUACCAUCGACAAGCCAGAGCCAACUACCCCCAUUGACAUCGAUGAGCUUGUUGGCGACGACCUUACUAUCCCAUACUACGACAAGAGCCAAGCACUUCCUAGACCCCAGACUCUUGACAUCCCGCAUCGUGUCUCCAAGACUCGGGUGGUGAAGGAUGUCGUCAAGACCAACCAGGUCAGGGGUGCUGGAGCAUGUAUCAAGUGCCGCCUUCAAAGGAUUUCUUGCUCGACUUCUUACCCAUGUGAGACUUGCAAGAAGGCCUAUCCGCAGUACCAUCAGACUCCUGAGGUCUGCUGCAUUCGCUAUGAGUUGUCCAAUGUCGCAAGGGAACUUGCUUUCAGGCGUUUUGAUUGCUUGCUGAGAAAUGAAGACGCUGCUGUAAGAGAAAACUUUCGAAUGGCACAGCCAAGAUUCAGUGACAAUGUCAUUGUGGGACACAUUCUCUUUGACCGAGACACUUCCAAGCCUGGCUUUCCUGCUGUCCUCAGGAAUUACAUCUGCUCAGCAGACGGCCGCAACGUCGCACACAGGGGGUGUACCUUUGCGAGAGACCACAACAACGCUGCCCUUCAAACCCAGCCACUCAUCGACUGGGCCGAGAAUCUUGCGCCACCAGUAGAGAACAGCACAUUUGAGGGAGCUCUUGAGUCUUUUGUCAAGAUCUGUGCUAGAUCCAACUGCCUCAAUAGCUUUCGUCCAGAGAUCAGAACGCUGGCGCAAAAGGCCCACGUGGUCAAGUGCAUGUACAAGAUCUACCGCUCACGGACGCUCUACUUUUUCCAGGCCAACAAGCUCCAAGAACUACCCGGCCCUGCCCAUGCUGAGAUUCGAGGUGUGGCCCGAUCAGCCCUCGAGUCAUCCGAGCGCGACCUCCUCGCCGAACUCGACAAGUUCUUCAAGACGCAGAAGCAGAAGCUCGACGACAAGGAGCGGCCCAUCGUCUGGGCUGCCCUUUGGCAGCUAAUGCUCGUCUACCGUGACCUGCUCCGGAACAUGAAGCCCUUUGGGAACAACGCCGAACCUCUCUUGAAUGCAGUCGCAGUCUUCUAUGGUGCUUGCUUCAGGACUUCUGCGUCUUUGAAGCUGUCCUUGGAGACUCUCAAGGAUCCCCGAACCUUCAACUUGGCUCAACAAGCUGAACUUGCGGAUGCAUUCAAGUACAUUUUGAGCCUACGCGAUACUUUCUAUCAGAGCAUUGUUGCAGGUGUCGCUACUAUUGAUCAGCGGCUUAAAGACCUAGUCGUGGCUCCUGAAAUGAAGGUCUUGAACCGCAGGCCGAACAAGAAGGCGACCAAUGGGAAACUAGGUGAUGACUUGGUGAUGGGAGGUUGCUGA